GUCCACUUCUCCGCGACGUGAAAAUCGAUCACGUAGCUUCCUGCUGGGUGAAUAUUUUUACUGCCAUGUCUUUGGAUAUCUGCUUGGUAGGCUUUGGAGCCAUCGGCGCACUUUAUGCAUGUGCUCUUGAGCGCUCAUCGAAAGCGAGAGUUACUGCGGUAUGCAGAUCUAACUAUGAAACCAUUCGGGAGCAUGGAUUGGAAAUUGUCUCAGAUCGCCUAGGGAAAAUACCAUCCUGGAAGCCCCACAGAGUCGUCCGCACAGUGGCAGAAGCUGCAGACAGACCCUAUACGUUCAUUGUAUGCGCUAUGAAAUGUGUUCCAGAAGUAAUCAAGACCACGCAUAUUCUUCGGCCGCUCUUACAGAAACUGAGCGACUCACCUGCCACUGCCAUUGUCCUGCUUCAAAAUGGCAUUGGGAUUGAAGACGAUUUCUUAGAAUGGCUCGAUCGGCAUAACCUAGGUAACAACGUAAUUUCAGGAUGUGCUUGGGUGGACACCACUGCUGUCAAUGAAGGCAAGACCGUGACUCAAUCUGGAAGCGAGAGACUUGUGCUCGGAUACCAUCGCCCAGCCCCGUCUCUCGUCAAUUUAACUGGAAAGUUCUCUGAAGAUAUCGCGAAGAAGCAAUUGGAUCUGCUAUGCACUCUCUUACGGGAUGGAAGCACGAAUCCAGAACCAGUCACGGAUAUUGAUGCCGCUCGUUGGCAUAAAAUCCUAUGGAACGCGUCCUUCUCCACCCUGUGUACUCUUACGCGGGCCACGGUAGGCGAUGUUCUUGCUGUCGACUCAGCCCGGACUUCGCUCGCAGAUAUCAUGCUCGAAGUCCUCUCGGUAGCACAUGCUUCACUUUCCCCCUCUUCCUCAGCCACACUCCCCGACUCAGUCCGAUUCGACAUAAUUAGGCACGAAAAUCCCAAAUCAGUAUUCAAGCCGAGCAUGUUAGUCGAUCUAGAGGCCGGAAGACCGAUGGAGGUCGAAGCGAUUGUGGGCGGGGUAUUAAAAAGAGCUAGGGCAGUUGGAGUGCAAGUGCCAAGGUUGGAGUUAAUCUAUGCAGGGUUGAGUGUUCUUCAGAAGGAUUUACUACGUAGGAGGAAUGCUCAAUCCUAAUGAAGCAUCUCUUUCAAUUUGACAUGCUUUGCCAGC
Molecule: messenger RNA, 1145 nt
Organism: Somion occarium
Lineage: Eukaryota; Fungi; Basidiomycota; Agaricomycetes; Polyporales; Cerrenaceae
Source: the annotation of a GenBank genome assembly